Paramecium octaurelia is the source of this 1242-nucleotide messenger RNA. Lineage: Eukaryota; Ciliophora; Oligohymenophorea; Peniculida; Parameciidae. The record is from the annotation of a GenBank genome assembly.
AUGCAAUAUUAAGAUCCUAAAAGAUCAAAAAUCUAAUUUUAAUUUUCUCCUAUCUUUAUAUUCAGACAAUUCUCUUAGUUGUAAUAAGGAUUUUAAUCACUAUAUUAGUAAAGAAUUUCACACAUUCUAAAUUAAGAAUUUACUAUCAACUCUUGUUAUAAAUUUCAAUUAUCAAACUGCAAGGUCUGUUCGAAUGAAAUGAGACAGAAAAUAUGCAUUUAAUGUGAAUUCAACUACCAAACUAUUGAUGGAGUUUGUAUUAGGAUAGAAAUCUUUGCACAUUCUUAAACUUAAUUUAGAUUUCCUGAUUAUCUAAACUCAUUCAAAGAAUGUAAAUUGUGCCAAGUUAAAAAUUGCAAAUACUGUUUUGAAUAUAAGAAGGAUGAAUUAGAAAAAUCUACUUUAUAUGCAAACUUUGAGAGAUUUCGAUUCGAUGAAUUCAUAAACAUUGGAUGUGCAAUGUGUGAAGUAAAUUACAUCUUUGACUUUUAAAUUGGAAAGUGCAUUUAUAAAUAACCUUCCCUAUCUAUUUGCUUAAGGACAUUUGUUAAUUUAGAUGGUUAAGAAAUAUGCACUCUAGAGUUUAAAAGAAAUUUUUAUAUAAUUAUAUCAGCUACUGAUUUUAGUGUGGCACUAGAAUAAUUAAUUGUGGAAAGUAAAUUCAAAAUUGUGUAUAAUGUAUAAUCACUCCUAUGUAUGAAGUAAAAUGCAUCAUUUGUAAUGUAGGGUUUAUUACCUUAACCAGAUAUAGAAAUUGUUAAAAACAAACACCAUAAUCUAUAAAUGCAAAAAUUGUAAUUGAAGGAGAGACAUAUUGGGAUGCCUCUAUUUAAAUCUAGAGUUUAUGAUGAAAUGUUUACCAAACCAAUAUUUUUAUUAAAGGUUUGAAUAUGCUUAGUUUUACUUUUCAUAAGAAAUAGAAUGUAAUUAGGGAGACUAAUUAAGUUAAUCGUAAACGUGCUUGGGGUAUUGCACUUCAGAAUGUUUGGAUUGUUAACAAAAUAAAAAUGUACCAUAUUUUUCUUGUGCAACAUGCCCAUUAAAUUAGUACUUUUAACCGAUUCGUAGUCAAGCAGAGGGUUCAUGCAUUACGUGUGCUGAAUUGUGCUAAAUUUGCCAAAUAAGGUCUGAAGAUGAAUUAUAAGUAACUAUUGUUAUUAUUAUUAGAAAUUGAAUUCAUAAUUUCGUCUCACAAAUGAGAACAAAUUGUAUUCUUAUAAAUGUGAGACCAAUUUCGAAUGA